Messenger RNA from Moesziomyces antarcticus, 2001 nucleotides. RefSeq names its product diphthamide biosynthesis protein. NCBI's taxonomy places the organism in Eukaryota, Fungi, Basidiomycota, Ustilaginomycetes, Ustilaginales, Ustilaginaceae. The transcript has a single exon. The record is from RefSeq and is a predicted model, not a curated record. Gene Ontology annotation, molecular function: 2-(3-amino-3-carboxypropyl)histidine synthase activity. The coding region runs from base 1 to 2001 and encodes 666 amino acids. Gene Ontology annotation, biological process: protein histidyl modification to diphthamide.
AUGGCGGCAUUCAGCACCACAGACGAGGCCAUUCUCACGGCUCCUCUCGAGCUCGAUCCGCUCGCCCAGUCUGCCACCGCUUCCUCGUCCGGUCGUUCCAUCUACCACGUCUACGACAUCGUCUCCACCGCCGCCAAGAUCCACUCGGGUCGCUUCCAACGCGUGGCCUUGCAGUUCCCCGACGAGGCGCUCGUAGACUCGGUCCCCGUAUACUGGGCUCUGCGGCACCAGGUCCGCUCCCUCAUCCGCAAUGCUUCCUCCUCCGACGCCGACUCCGCAUCCAGCUCGCCCAGCCCGCUGCCCGACUUCUACAUCCUCGCAGAUACCAGCUACGGCGGCUGCUGCGUGGACGAGGUGGCAGCAAAGCACGUAGACGCCGAUCUUGUCGUCCACUUCGGUCACGCCUGCCUCUCCGCAACGGCUAGGUUGCCCGUCAUCUAUGUCUUCACAAAACAGCCCUUGACGAGCGUCUCGGAGGCUGCCCAAGCACUGGCAGCGCACGCAAAGAACAACAUCCUAGAACAAUCCUCGAGCGGAUCACAUCCAAGUGCGCUCGUCUUCACCUACGACGUCUCCUGGCACCAUGUCGCCCAAGACGUCUUUGAGGCUACCCAACUCGCGCUCAUACAGCACGGAAUCUCUCUGCCCUUCGUCAGAACCCACGUUGAUCUUCGAACAAACUACGAAGACAAACUCGUCAACCGUACGUCCAGAGCGGCUGUACAAACAAGCAUUCGCGCUGACGCUUGCGCCUGCACCAGCUCUCGAACAAGCUUAGCAUCCACCUGCUGCGGUGCAACCUCGAGCUCUUCCUGCGCGCCCUCAUCAACGUGUCCUUCCGCAACUGCUACUUCCUCCUCGGCAAGUGCGCCAUAUUCACCAACAACGCAUGCGGCCGACGACGCCCGCUCCGAUCGCGACUCCCAUCCGCUGGGCGCUGCUCGUUCCGUGACGCUGCCCCAAGGCAUCGACCACACGCAGUGUGGCUACCUCUAUCUCGGCCCCGAGUCCCUCUCGCUCACCAACUUGCUCCUCACCCUUGGACCAUCCACGCCCCUCGUCUCCUACGAUCCCAUCCGCUCCACCGCACGAGUCGAGACUGGCUCAACCAAUCGGCUGCUCAUGAAGCGCUAUGCAUCCGUCCUCAAGGCGCGCGACGCCUCGGUGGUGGGCCUGCUCGUAGGCACGCUCGGCGUCCACUCCUACUUGCCGCUCCUCCAGCAUCUGCGUGCGCUGCUCACCAGCAGGAAGAGCGCGCGCAAGGUCUACACCAUCUCCGUCGGCAAGCUCAAUCCGGCUAAGCUCGCCAACUUUCAAGAGAUCGACGUGUUUGUGCUCGUCGCAUGUCCCGAAAACACGCUGGUCGACAGCAAAGAGUUCUUCCGGCCCAUCGUCACGCCGUUCGAGAUGCAGCUCGCUGUCAAUGCAGCCGAGCGCCAGCAGCGCGGAGAAGAAGGCGUCGACUGGAGCGGCAAGUACGUGCUCGACCUCGACAAACUCGUUCCACCGCACCUGCGUGACGCCCACGACCACAAGGACCUACUUGCGCGCAUAAAUGAAGUUGAGCUUGACGACGACACGCACGCAUCAGCACAGGUGCACGACGAAGAGCAUGACAGGGAAGAAGAAGAAGAAGACGACGACGAUGACGAUCGGCCGCACUUUUCGCUCGUCAGCGGAACGUACGUGCAUCGACGCAAGUUUCACGGCAACUCCCGCACAACUCACUCCCUUGGCGGCGCGACAGAUCCAGCAGACCAAGCUCUGCAACUCGCCAGCGCGCAGGGCGGCACCCAAGAGAACUCGGUGAUGAUGCGCAACCCGGCGACGGGCGAAGUGACCACGGUGCUCGAGAGCGCCUCGCUGCAGCACGUGGGCCAGCGCGCCUGGCAAGGCCUGGAGCAACGCAUCGGCCUCGACGAACCGAGCAUGCUCGAAGAAGGACGACAAGGCAUCGCCAAAGGCUACAAGGACGCUGGCGGCCAAGGCCACACCAUGUGA